GAUGCCCGUUACCCGAUCGUGCUUGUGAUUCACGGUGAGGGUUGGGAGUGGGGGAGUGGCAACGAAUUUGAUGGGGCCGCCCUCGCCAGCCUCGGAAAUCAUAUCGUCGUCACCUUCAAUUACAGGUUGGGACCUUUAGCGUCUGGGAACCAUGGAGGGUGACAUUGUGCCUUACGUGAUGGGACUCCCGGUGACGAACAAUAUACCCGCGCAGGGCCUCAACCAGCAUGUUUCGCCCUUCGCCGCCCUCGCAAACUUCUCCAAGCAGGAUGCCUUCGUGGCAGAAAUGUUUCUUCAUUAUGUCGCCAACUUUGUAAAAAGUGGGCGCAUUGAUUCGAACGAGGUUGAAGUGGAAAUUCGUGGCGGUGGUGGCGAAUCGGUCGUCCCGCUCUCCUCCUCCCCUGGAAUGACCGGCACGACCGAGUACGACUUCACCACCGCGCUCACCGUCACCAUCACCGUCGGCGUCGCUCUCAUCGCGCUCAAUUUGGUGGUAUUCUCGGCAUCAUGUGUCACCGGAAGAGGGCCAUCCCCACCACAACGAGGGCGACAGGGGAAGCCGUGA
Molecule: messenger RNA, 565 nt
Organism: Folsomia candida
Lineage: Eukaryota; Metazoa; Arthropoda; Collembola; Entomobryomorpha; Isotomidae
Exons: 4
Coding region: 152-565 (137 amino acids)
Source: RefSeq, a predicted model, not a curated record